GCCUGCAUACGCUAAGCUACUAAACUGCUGCAUUGUCCCAUCUGAGCGAAUAUUUCAGCACCAUGUGUUCAGUUCAGCAUCUCAGAGAGUUUAUCAGAGAGAGACUAACUGCUGCUGCGGAGGAAAUCUUCACAGAGGUUGAAAAAACCAUCAUUAGCUACGAGGAAGAGCUCGAUGCUCAGCGCAGGAUGAUGGGGAUCAGCUGGAAACCAGACAUUAAGCUACACAGAGUCGGUUCGGAGCUGCAGAGACAAAGUUCUGACCUCCAACAGCCAACUGUCUCCAAUAAGGAGAAAGCUUUUGCCAUCCAACAAGUCAGGAGCCUGGCAAGUAGGUCCAGUCAGGACCAGAAAGAGGCAGAACAUCAGUGGACUGGAGAGGAACAGAUGGAACCAGAACCUAAAUGGAUUAAAGAAGAAGAGGAGGAACCAGAACCUACACUACUCAAACAUGAGGAAAUAGAAUAUCCACUAACAAAUGUAAGAAAAGAAGAGCAAGAUUCUUCAGUGCUUCAACAUGAACAGCAGCCACCAGAACAUUUCCCAACUGGACAGGACCAGAAGAACCUCUGCAGCCGUCAGGAGGGAGAGCAGCAAACUGUGCAGAAACAGUUUGCUGCUUUGAUUGAGACUUCUACUGUUCAGGAAGAUGACAUGAAUGAAGAAGAGACAAGAACUAAGCAGCUUUCCCUUCAUGUCUCUCCAGUGGUUGAGAACAAAGAUCAGGAAGGAAGCAGCUGCUCUGUGUCAAAGAGUCAGUCUGACAACAGCACAAAGAAAAUAUCUUUCAAAUGUGACAUUUGUGGGAGAUGUUACACACAACAGUGUAAAUUGAAAAAACAUUACAGAACUCAUACUGGUGAGAGACCUUUUUCAUGUGAAAUAUGCGGAAAAAGUUUCUCUCUAAAUUACGUUUUAAAUCGUCACAAGACAAUUCAUACUGGUGAGAGGCCUUUUUCAUGUCAGUCAUGUGGAAAAAGUUUCUGUCAAUUGAGUAUUUUAAAUCGUCACAAGACGAUUCAUACGAGUGAGAAGCCUUUUCAUUGUCAAACAUGUGGGAAAAGAUUCAAUCGUAGGGAUAAUUUGAACAUUCACAUGAGAACUCAUACAGGUCGGGUGCUGCUUUGAAGACAACUUGUGAAAAAAUGUAUUACUUAUCGUCUUUAGAACCCACAUGGGGGAGAUGUGUUUUCCAAAAGAAAUAUGGGGUUGAAAGUGUUCUUUUAUUAUAAUAAACUGAAAUUUCACAUUACACAAAAAUGAGAAUUUGUCAUUUAACUCACACUGAUUCGCUGUAGUAAGUAUUAAACAAUGUCUUGGAUUGUUUUCACUUUGCAAAACACAUGGGAUCCUCACCUAAUUUUGGAUACCCAUUAAUUUGUUUUUUAUUGAAAACAUAUCCGUGAAAAAAAAUGUCAUUCAUAAAUGUAUGUGCUGCUUGGAUCUAUCAAACAACUGCAGAACUCUUAAGAGAGCUAAAAUAAAUACUUUUUUCUUUUUUUAUA
Molecule: messenger RNA, 1504 nt
Organism: Poeciliopsis prolifica (blackstripe livebearer)
Lineage: Eukaryota; Metazoa; Chordata; Actinopteri; Cyprinodontiformes; Poeciliidae
Product: zinc finger and SCAN domain-containing protein 21-like
Exons: 2
Coding region: 63-1127 (354 amino acids)
Biological process (GO): regulation of transcription by RNA polymerase II
Molecular function (GO): DNA-binding transcription factor activity; RNA polymerase II cis-regulatory region sequence-specific DNA binding
Source: RefSeq, a predicted model, not a curated record